CAGUUGCUGGCGCGGCCAGGCAGGGGGAAUCAAAGGACGCGAGCCGCGACAAGGCGACCGGUCGUCUCCAUCUCCGUCCCUAUCCCCAUCCCCAUCCCCAUCCCCGGGCAGGGACGGGGAAAGGCUUGGGUUUUCUUGAAUGAAAAUCACGGGGAGCGCGGGAUGGGGAGGGAUGUGCGGCCGGCGGUGCCGACGGGGGUUGGUCCGGCUGGGAUUGAUUGGUAAAGCCUGUUAUCAUUCGAUGGCGGACGACCGGCGGGCGAGACGGGGCGCGGCGCGGGACAAAAGCUUUCCCUAGGAUACCGGUGCCUCGGUGGGACGUUUGACGUUUCUGGUUAACAACAGCAGUGCUGCCGCAUGCCGGUGCCCGUGCAUCGACGGCACACUGCACGGCGGCCCGUGCAAGUGUUGAUCCGCGGACUGAAAGGAGGAGUGUUCGUCGCAAAUGCGACCCUUAGCUCAUCUGCCCCGUUCGCUUGCCACACAUCUGUAUCCCCGUUCUCUCAAAAAAAGAAAGAAAAAUAAAUAUGCCAUUAUAUUAUAUUAUACUGAUGCUAGGAUUUGGAUCUCAGAAACCUCUUGGCCCAGCCCGAAUCAACUGAGGGAAGAACUCGUUCAUCAUGGGCUCCGUAAAUAACUUUCAAUGGGCCGAUCCAAUAUUUUUUGGGCCUCUAAGAAACCCUUGUUGGAUUAGAAUCAGCCUAACGGCGGAAAUCCAUGGCGAAUUCUCGAGCGUCCAGGUUCUCCAGGAGACCAGGAGCCGGCAGGAGGGGAAAGAGAUCACGCCGGUCGCCGAUCUCUCACCACCACCGCCAGACUCCAUGACCGGCGGCAGCGGCGGGCGACGAGACCACGAGUCCGACCGAGACGCAUCGACGGCCUUGCCCGUCCCGGGGCCCUGCGCCUCGACGCACCGCGCGCUCGCCGAGUGCCACCGCCGCGCCGCCCGCGGACCGCUGCAGCCGGAGGUGCUGUGCCGGCACCUGAACCGCGCGCUGGCGGAGUGCGUCGUGACCGCGUGCUGCCCCGACGAGACCGACGCCGUCCGCACCCUCUGCGGCAGCGCCGGCACCGCGCUCAAGCGUCAGCAGUGCCAGCGGGCGCGCAUCGACCUCGCCCUCUGCCUCGAGGCUCAUCAAGAGCCCUAAUCAAUCUGUUAAAAUGCAAUCCAACUAUGGAACAUUGGAGCCCCCAACCAAUUUGUGUGUAAAGAGCCCCAUUGGGGAUUAGCGCUGAAGGUAACAUUAUAGAAAUAGCAGGAAUGAACUCUGAAAAAAAAAUUGCAGAUGUUUUGGCAUUUGCUUGGCUUGAAUGCGAAAUCCAUGCUCUGAUCAUAAGUUUCCAGUUGUAUUAUUGGGAAAAGAUCAUGAAUUGCAAUUUGGUUGCUGUUGAUUUAAAACAGUGUAGAGUGUAGAGCAACUUCUAGCAAAGCUUGCCUGCCCUAGCUGAUACUUCACUUGUAUUAGUCCCUCCGUUUUUGAAUAUAUGACGUUGGACGCUGAGCUAAUUAGACUGUCCAAAACGUCACAGAGGGAGUAUUUGGGAUUUGUUGUGUGGGCUUCAUAUUCUAAAUGCCUAGUAGUAACAUAUAUACUCAGCCAUUGAAACUAUAGAAACAUUGAAAAGGGGAUGUUGCAUAUGCUACUCUGAAACUGCUUUGGGGACAAUUCUGAGACAGCAAUAAGGAGAUGUUGCAUUUGCAUUAGCGGUUCAUGUACCAAUGGGAUACCAUACUGUAAUAAUAAUUCGUGAGUUCAAAUAGGCAUUAGCUAUGAGUGAUGAGUCCCGUGUCUCGUCAGGUUUGUUCCGAUUUAUAUUGUAGUGGAGGCUUCAUCUGUCAUAUGACUCAUAUCAGGGCUGAAGGCUUCAUCCAUUAGCAAGUGGAGAAGUCUGACUUAUAUCAAGUCUGACGCAAGUGCAGCUGAUGAGCAAUUGAGGCAACAAACACUGCAGUAGCAUAAAUGGGCGAGCCGUGAGUUUCCUUUGCUGUGCACGAUCAAAUUGAUGUAACUCAAACUAUCCUUUUGUUUUAAACUGUGAUUUAUUUGUUAGGCAGAAAUGCAGAAUUCAAUUUCUGCAUGAACCUACUUUUUAGUCCUUCUUUUGCUCCUAAUUUAAAACUAUUACAUGUACAUCUCAUUGUCCUAUGUAUGUAAUUGGUGGUGUAUACGGAUGUUUAACUAAUUAUUAUGUUUCUUUGUAA
This is a messenger RNA of Sorghum bicolor (sorghum), 2203 nucleotides long. RefSeq lists its product as uncharacterized. Bases 621 to 1148 code for a protein of 175 amino acids. The transcript has 2 exons. NCBI's taxonomy places the organism in Eukaryota, Viridiplantae, Streptophyta, Magnoliopsida, Poales, Poaceae. The record is from RefSeq and is a predicted model, not a curated record.